Molecule: messenger RNA, 2605 nt
Organism: Diprion similis
Lineage: Eukaryota; Metazoa; Arthropoda; Insecta; Hymenoptera; Diprionidae
Product: thyrotropin-releasing hormone receptor-like
Exons: 4
Coding region: 959-2326 (455 amino acids)
Biological process (GO): G protein-coupled receptor signaling pathway
Cellular component (GO): plasma membrane
Molecular function (GO): G protein-coupled receptor activity
Source: RefSeq, a predicted model, not a curated record
CCUGCCCUCUUUGAUGGACACGGACGCGCAGCGUUUAAACCUCCGAGUCGAAAGAUUUAAACAACGAGUUUGCCCAGACUUAUUAUAUGAUAUUCGGCUGAGCAGCCGGCAUUGCUAUAUAGACAUUAAGUGAAACAGGCCUGGAGAUUAAAGAAGAGCGAUAUUCUCGAGGAGUAAUUGCCCGAUGAAAUAAAAUUGUUGUAAACCGUUUUUCGUGUUUACGCUACGCGCCCUCCUUUUUCAAUUUAAUUAUCAAAUAAAAAUCAUAACAAUCAUAAUAAUAAUCAUAAAAGUACCCCCGGUGUGCCAACUCUAUACGCCCGUGCAAAUAAAGGUUUACUAAAGAAGAGAAAGAAAAGGAAAGGAAAGGAAAGGAAAGAAAAAAACUCACACAUACGCUCACACACGUACACGCAUGUAGAUACACAGUUUCGGCCGAGCCGCGAAUAACUCUUUAAUUAGGUCAUUGUGAGUAUCGCGGUGCAGUUUCCGACGGCAAAAGCUCGGCGAUCUCGCCUAAGCCCUAAAUCGAUGGCCAAACGUCACACGGGGACAAUCAAAAUCGGAUUUAACGGAGCUUGACGGUCGGGAAUCCAUACUGGGUUAUCGUAAUUUAUAGCAAAGGUGAAACACACUCAAUUUGCGUAUCGGGCUAAUUGUGUUUGGUACAUCGAUAAUUAUACCUUGACUGUGGAUCAAACGACCCAGCGUCGAUACUCUGCAUGCGAGAGAGCGAAAUUUAAAAAUUAUUCAGUUCAGGCACGUGUUCGAGAUUUUUAGACUUGUGGAGUGAGCUAAAUGACCGCGUGAACAGUGUGGCAAAAGGGUGAGGUUGACGGAACAGACCGAGUCGAGUGAUUGCGAACGGUAGUCAAAUAACUGCGAAUGUACGUAGACCGAGAUAUGGACAAUACCGAUCUGGUGUGAGGUGAAGACGUGCAGGAAGCAAUCGGCCGACAUGAUCAGAGAAUUGUCCCUGGGCUGCACCCUGAACAGGGUGCGGAGGGCCAGUCCUGAGGAUGGAUUCAACGUCACGGCGGUACAGAACUCGAGCUACGACACCCACGAGAUACUCUACGACGGUUACGAGGAGAGCCAGGACGCCUGCUACUCGCUCUACUUCCUCCUCGAGCUAUUCCACCUCUACUACAUUCCGCUGAUAAUCCUGAUCGGCCUCGUCGGCAACCUUCUCUCCUGCAUUGUCUUUCUGAACACCCAUCUCAAGAUGAGGAGCUCGAGUUACUACCUGGCUGCUCUAGCCUCGGCUGACUUCGGAUUCCUCGUCGCCCUGCUCCUCGUAUGGCUGAACAACACCGUCGGAUGGCAGGUCUUCAACAAGGCCGGAUGGUGCGAGACCCUCGUCUACAUCAGCGCGGUAUGCAGCUCCUUAAGCGUUUGGCUGAUCGUCGCCUUCACCGUGGAGCGAUUCAUCGCCGUUCAGUACCCUCUGCACAGGCCCUACAUGUGCACCAUAGCCAGGGCCAAGACCAUCGUCCUCGCCCUGGUCGUCCUGGCGCUGGUCAGCCACUCGUACGCCUUCGUCACGGCGGGUGUCAUCCCCACGCAGGAUGGCUCCGAGGUCUGCGAGCUCAGGAUGGAGUACCACGAGACGAUGCGCAUCAUCAGCAUCGUCGACAGCAUAGCGAGCCUCAUCGCUCCCCUGAUCCUCAUAAUCCUCAUGAACACCAUGAUCACGGUGAACCUCAUCAGGUUCAGCAGGAGGUUCAAACCGGGACCAGGAGUCUCGACGCACUUCCCCAACAGGGAAAGGUCCGACAUGAAUCUCAACCAAAUUCCGAAUGCCAGCAGUAGCAACAACGGAGCUGUCGGCCUGACUCUAGUCCCCGAAAUCGGAUGGCGAAGAAAUCCGUCACAGCAAUCUUUCCAUUCGUCGAAAAGUAUUCAUUCCCACCACUCGAAGAACCUGCCGCAAACUACAUCGGCCGCCAUCUACCCUCGAUGUACUUACGGAGGUAAUAAUACCAAAGACGGAAGCGCCUCGUCCAGAAAUCCAGCUUCCCCGAGGAAUCAGCAGAGUAUUACAAAAAUGCUCCUCCUCAUCAGCACCGUUUUUAUACUGCUUAAUUUACCCAGCUACGUGAUCCGGCUGUGCGUGUUUUUCUUCACCCUUGCCCGAAAGGAGACGCCCCUGCUGCUCUGGUGUAUCCAGCAAUUUUUCAUGCUACUCUACUACACCAACUUCAGCAUCAACUUUGCCCUAUACGCAAUGUGCGGCAUCACGUUUCGCCGAUGCCUAAAGCAGCUGAUGUGCAAGGUGCAAAAAAGCAUCACAAGGUAUCACUGCAACCCUCAACGAUACAUAUAGCUAGUCUAUAGGCGUAUUCGAACCAUCCGAAUCAGGCGUGGGGAGAAUAUUGUUGUCGCUAACGGUGGCCGGGAUUUAGUCCCUAGUAAUAUCAAUCCAUGAACUUUGUUUAAUUGUGGUAAAGAGAAAAGCGAGUGUUUUUUAGUGACGAAAAUCGCCACCGGACGAUCAUAGAUGAGCAUAUUUAAUAUCUCUCUUUCCGUUAUUUUCGUUUAUACGUCUUUGAACAAUUAAUAUUUCUACAUCUAAAAAAUCUAUAAUCUUAGAUCGUAGUUGACG